This is a messenger RNA of Cyclopterus lumpus (lumpfish), 5136 nucleotides long. RefSeq names its product plasma membrane calcium-transporting ATPase 1-like. The coding region runs from base 740 to 4438 and encodes 1232 amino acids. Gene Ontology annotation, molecular function: PDZ domain binding; P-type calcium transporter activity; ATP binding. The record is from RefSeq and is a predicted model, not a curated record. Gene Ontology annotation, cellular component: membrane; intracellular membrane-bounded organelle. The transcript has 22 exons. Gene Ontology annotation, biological process: regulation of cytosolic calcium ion concentration; calcium ion transmembrane transport. NCBI's taxonomy places the organism in Eukaryota, Metazoa, Chordata, Actinopteri, Perciformes, Cyclopteridae.
CAGCCAGGAAAAGACGCCGACCCGGACUUCGGGUCUUUUCUCUGGUCCCUGUUUGAAUGUGUCGGACCCCUCCAGUCCCACAAACCCACCGGUCCUCAUUUACCGGAGCCACAGUCCAAGAGAGAGAGAGAGAGAGAGAGAGAGAGAUAAAGAAAGGAGGGGAGUUUAUUUCUUUCUUGGAACCGGAUUGAUUUUUUUUCUUCUCCCCCCCCCCCCCCCCUGACCGAAUCUGGAUUGUUCGCUUCCUCUGUGGGGGGGCCGCCGCUGCAGGACCGGAGCCGAUGCUACCGUCACAGAAACCGGUUUAGAAACGUCGGAACACCGAGGGACGGUGGAGAUCUGUUCCUUCCCAUCCGGGUAGGUCAAUCAUUGUCGCCACUGCGGUUGUCAAGUUGGAUCCCCCGCUGUGAAAUGGACAAACCCCUCUGAAAACUGCAAAGACGCCGCUCUCCGCCCCACCGACACCCAGCCGCAGGACGGGAUCCGGGACGAGGACUACCCCCGUAGUGGAGGGACCAGAACAUGUUGACUCCCCUGUUUCCGUGGUAACCCGAGAGGAGCAUGCACGUCCGGGUCAGGAGCUAACCGCAGAACCACACUACCCACAAAUCCUGUGAACUGACGGCCCAGUCUGACGCUCAGAACACAAAAUACAUUAAAAAGACACUCGGAGGAAUUUAAAAACUACAGAAGAGAAAAACCAACACUAACGAACACUGCUGCUGCGAAGAGGACCGACAUGGCCAACAACACGGCGGACCACCCUCCGGGGAACUCCGUUGCCGAGGGCAACCAUGACGGGGACUUUGGGGUGACCGUGAUGGACCUGAGGGAGCUGAUGGAGCUGCGGAGCGCCGAGGCCGUCGGCAAGAUACAGGACGUGCACGGAGACGUGCAGGGCAUCUGCCGCCGCCUGAAAACAUCGCCCAUAGAAGGUCUGUCUGGUAACCCCGUGGAUUUGGAGAAACGUCACGCGGCGUUCGGCAAGAACUUCAUCCCCCCCAAGAAGGCCAAGACGUUCCUGCAGCUGGUGUGGGAGGCGCUGCAGGACGUCACGCUCAUUAUUCUGGAAAUCGCCGCCAUCAUCUCGCUGGGCCUGUCCUUCUACCAUCCACCAGGGGGCGACAGUGAAGCAUGUGGCGAGGCUGCCAGUGGCGUCGAGGACGAGGGCGAGGCCCAGGCCGGUUGGAUCGAGGGCGCCGCCAUCCUGUUCUCGGUCAUCAUCGUCGUCCUGGUGACGGCCUUCAACGACUGGUCCAAGGAGAAGCAGUUCCGCGGGCUGCAGAGUCGCAUCGAGCAAGAGCAAAAGUUUACCGUCAUCCGCAAAGGCCAGGUCAUCCAGAUCCCUGUGGCCGAGCUCGUGGUGGGAGACAUCGCUCAGAUCAAAUAUGGAGACUUGCUGCCUGCUGACGGGAUCCUGAUCCAAGGCAACGACCUGAAGAUUGACGAGAGCUCUCUCACUGGAGAGUCCGAUCAAGUCCGAAAGUCUAUGGAGAAGGACCCCAUGCUGCUGUCCGGGACCCACGUCAUGGAGGGAUCAGGCAGGAUGGUGGUGUCAGCCGUCGGCCUCAACUCUCAAACCGGCAUCAUCUUCACUCUGCUGGGCGCCAGCGAGAGCGACGAAGAGAAGAAGGUCAAGAAAAGUAAAAAACAAGGACCCCCCGAAAAUCGCAACAAAGCCAAAACCCAGGACGGCAUCGCCCUGGAGAUCCAGCCGCUGAAGAGCGAGGAGGCCGCCGAGUCGGAGGAGAAGGAGGACAAGGAGGAGGCCAAGCCGGUGAAGAAGGUCAACGUGACCAAGAAGGAGAAGUCGGUGCUGCAGGGCAAACUGACCAAACUGGCUGUACAGAUCGGGAAGGCUGGUCUGAUCAUGUCGGCCGUGACCGUCAUCAUCCUCAUCCUCUUCUUCGUGAUCGACACCUUCGGGAUCCAGGGUCGCACCUGGGUGGCCGAGUGCACCCCCAUCUACAUCCAGUACUUCGUGAAGUUCUUCAUCAUCGGCGUGACGGUGCUGGUGGUGGCCGUUCCUGAGGGGCUGCCGCUCGCCGUCACCAUCUCUCUGGCCUACUCCGUCAAGAAAAUGAUGAAGGACAACAACCUGGUGCGUCACCUGGACGCCUGUGAGACCAUGGGCAACGCCACGGCCAUCUGCUCGGACAAGACGGGCACGCUGACCAUGAACCGCAUGACGGUGGUGCAGGCGUACGUCGGCGACACGCACUACAAAAAGGUCCCCGAACCCGACGCCAUCAAACCAGAAACUCUGGAAGUCAUGGUCAACAGUAUCUCCAUCAACUCGGCGUACACCACCAAGAUUCUGCCUCCGGAGAAAGAGGGCGGCCUGCCUCGCCACGUGGGCAACAAGACGGAGUGCGCUCUGCUGGGCUUGGUGCUGGAGCUGAAGAGGGACUACCAGCCAAUCAGAGAGGAGAUCCCCGAAGAGAAACUCUACAAGGUGUACACAUUCAACUCCUCCCGCAAGUCCAUGAGCACGGUGCUGAAGAACGCCGACGGAGGUUACCGCAUGUACAGCAAAGGAGCGUCGGAGAUCGUCCUGCGAAAAUGCUCCAGCGUCUUGGACGCCCAGGGUAAGGCCCGCGUGUUCAAGCUCAAGGACCGCGACGAGAUGGUGCACAAGGUGAUUGAGCCGAUGGCGUGCGACGGUCUGAGGACCAUCUGCGUGGCCUACAGGGACUUCCCCGCCGAGGCCGGGGAGCCCAACUGGGAAAACGAGAACGAAAUCCUGAACGACCUCACCUGCAUCGUCGUGGUCGGCAUCGAGGACCCCGUCAGACCCGAGGUGCCCGAGGCUAUUUCUAAGUGCCAGCGUGCGGGCAUCACCGUGCGCAUGGUUACCGGGGACAACAUCAACACCGCCCGCGCCAUCGCUACCAAGUGCGGCAUCCUGCUGCCCGGCGAGGACUUCCUGUGUAUGGAGGGCAAAGAGUUCAACCAGCAGAUCAGGAACGACCAGGGAGAGGUGGAACAAGAGCGUCUGGACAAAGUUUGGCCCAGACUUCGCGUCCUGGCUCGUUCUUCACCGACGGACAAACACACGCUGGUCAAAGGUAUCAUCGACAGCACGGUGCUUGAGCCCCGGCAGGUGGUGGCGGUGACGGGAGACGGCACCAACGACGGCCCCGCUCUCAAGAAGGCCGACGUUGGCUUCGCCAUGGGAAUCGCCGGCACAGACGUGGCCAAGGAGGCGUCCGACAUCAUCCUGACCGACGACAACUUCACCAGCAUCGUGAAGGCCGUCAUGUGGGGGAGGAACGUCUACGACAGCAUCUCCAAGUUCCUGCAGUUCCAGCUGACCGUCAACGUGGUGGCCGUGAUCGUGGCGUUCACCGGCGCCUGCAUCACACAGGACUCCCCUCUGAAGGCCGUCCAGAUGCUCUGGGUCAACCUCAUCAUGGACACCCUGGCGUCUCUCGCUCUGGCCACCGAGCCGCCCACCGAGUCUCUGCUGCUACGUAGGCCGUACGGCCGCAACAAGCCUCUCAUCUCCAGGACCAUGAUGAAGAACAUCCUGGGUCACGCCGUGUACCAGCUCGUCAUCAUCUUCACCCUGCUCUUCGCUGGCGAGAAGAUCUUCGACAUCGACAACGGACGCAACUCCCCUCUGCACUCGCCGCCGUCGGAGCACUACACCAUCGUGUUCAACGUGUUCGUCAUGAUGCAGCUCUUCAACGAGAUCAACGCCAGGAAGAUUCACGGGGAGAGGAACGUGUUCGAGGGCAUCUACAGGAACCCCAUCUUCUGCAGCGUCGUGCUGGGGACCUUCGUCCUGCAGAUCGUCAUCGUUCAGUUUGGAGGGAAGCCGUUCUCCUGCACGUCUCUGACCAUCGACCAGUGGCUGUGGUGCGUCUUCAUCGGCGUCGGAGAGCUGCUGUGGGGACAGCUGAUCUCGGCCAUCCCCACCCACCACCUGAAGUUCCUGAAGGAAGCCGGUCACGGCGCCACGAAGGAGGAGAUCCACGCGGAGGAGCUGACGGAGGGCGCCGACGAGAUCGACCACGCGGAGAUGGAGCUGCGGAGAGGCCAGAUCCUCUGGUUCAGGGGCCUGAACCGCAUCCAGACGCAGAUGGAUGUGGUCUAUACCUUCCAGACGGGCCAGGCUCCGGUGCCCGGUGCCCUGCGCCGCCAGCCGUCCGUCGUCAGCCAGCACAAUGACAUUAAGGUGGUGAACGCGUUCCGUAGCUCCUUGUACCCGCUGGAGAGCCCAGAGUCCCGUAGCGCCAUCCACUGCUUCAUGGCCCAUCCCGAGUUCGUCCCCCAGUCCGAGGAGGAGGCUCGCAUCCCCAUCAUCGAGGAGACCGGAGACGAGAUCGAGAUCGACCCCCUCCCCAGCUCCUCCUCUGCCGGGGCGGAGGGGGGAGGAGGAGGAGGAGGAGAGCCGCCCAGCGCCUCCCCACGCAGCUACGAGUCAUCCAUCUGAGCUCCUUCCUCCUCCUCCUCCUCCUCCUCUUCCUCCUCCUCCUCCUCUUUAUCAGCAUCAUCUGUCAUCCCACCAACUGAACUGUCGCACUGAGGAGGGAAGUCGCUCUGCAUCCCGUCAUUCUACAUUUAAACUCUGCGUCAUCCUACACACACACACACACACACACACACACACACACACACACUUCACCCCCCCCCUCUCAGUCAUUCCUGCCACAUUGUGUCUUUCAUACUGACUGUGGCGUCAUUCAGCCUGUAAGUUUGUUCCUCCACCAACAUCACACACACACACACACACACACACUCUUGCAUAUGACAGGGUGAAGUCCAGAGUCUCCACUGUGGAAGGCCCCAUUUUUUAUUUUUUGUCCAUCCUUGUAUAUUUUUUAUUUUUAACCUUUUUUUAAAAGUUUGUUGGGUUCGAUCUCCGCGGGACUCGCAGCAUGUCGCUUCAUUCCGCCGCACAGAACUUGUCAAAGAGUGCAGAUCCUCAUGUACAUAGGCUUGUUUACACUCCUCUACACAGCUAUCAGCCGGGGGGGGGGGGGGGGGGUGUUGGCAAAGAUUUUUAGGCUAAAUGUAACCUUUUUGUUGUUGUUUUUAUUUGUUUUUAAAACAACCUCUAACGAAUGUGGUUGAUUCAGAAUGUCUUGAGUGCGACACACUACAGUGUUUAAAGACGUGUUCUCCCCUUUA